AGAUGGAAUCAGUCUUCUCCAUCCCAGCUUCCUUAAAAGUGAUUGGGCCUUCCCAGCCCCUUCUCGUCAGAGUGGGAGAAGACAUACAGUUCACCUGCUCCCUGUCCCCCAAGGCUAAUGCACGGAGCAUGGAGGUGAGGUGGGUCCGAUCCCACCGUUAUCCUGCUGUUUAUGUGUAUAUGGCUGGAGAACACCUGUCUGCAGAGCAGAUGGCAGAAUAUAGGGGGAGGACAGUGUUGGUGACUGAUGCCAUCGGCGAGGGGAGACUGACCCUGCAGAUACACGAUGCCAGGACCUCAGACGAUGGGCAGUACCGGUGCCUUUUUGAAAAAGAUGGUGUCUACCAGGAGAACAGCUUGGAUCUGAAGGUAGUAGGUCUGGGUUCCUCCCCGCGGAUCACCCUGGAGGGGCUGAGCGGGGGAGAAAUGCGGCUGAGGUGCUCUUCAGAGGGGUGGUUCCCACAGCCCUGGGUGCAGUGGACGGACACGGAAGGAAAGACAGUGCCAUCCCUUUCCGAGGUGCUGACUCAGGACAGCCACGAGCUGUUCCAGGUGGAGGCAUUUCUACUGGUCACAAACAGCUCUGCUCUGAACGUCACCUGCUCCAUCAGCAACCCCCUUCUUGGCGAGGAGAAAAGGGCAACUUUCUCUCUCUCAGAGCCCUUCUUUCCCAGGACGUGCCCUUGGAAGGUAGCUCUGGCUGUAGUGCUCCCGGCGCUGGCCCUCCUCCUCCUGGGGGUCAGCUACGCUGGCUGGAGAGUACAUCAGGCCAAAGAGAGGGAAGCAAAGAAGACGGAGAAGGAGUCUGGUGAAAGAAAUCAGAUGAAGAAGGACAAGGAAAUGGCACUAAAAGCCAAGGCGGAUCUCGAAGCAGAGCUCGAGAAGCGGAAGAAAUUAUACGCCGCAGAUUGGAGGAAGGCCCUGCUAUAUCCUGACUGGAGGAAGGAGCAGUUCCAGCUUGCUCCUGUGACUCUAAAUCAUAAAAGUUUUCCCCAGAACAGUUCUGACCCAGAGAGAAAAGAGACAUUGAGAGAGGAAACACAGGGUCUCUCUCUUAGCAACAAGCAGGGGGAUUGCAACCUCAUCGCACUCGAUAAGGAAGGCUUCACUUCAGAGAAAUAUUACUGGGAGGUAGAUGUUGAGGGCACUGAGGAGUGGACGCUAGGUGUUUAUGAGGAGCCCACGGACAGCAGUGGAUCAUGCGAAGGUCCACAAAAGAAAUUCAGAGUCUUAGAGAAAAAGGGAUGUGACUACAGGGCUCUGGAGUGUUGUCUCCAAGACAUUUCUCUAGAAGAGCGUCUCCAGAUAGAAAAUCGUCCACAAAAGAUUGUGAUUUUCUUGGAUCAUGAGGAUAGUGACAUUUCUUUCUACAACAUGACUGAUGGUACCCACAUCUUCUCCUUCACCCAGACCAACUUCUCUGGGUCACUAUAUCCUUACUUCCAACGGAAAUCCAUGGAGCUUUCCCCAUCCGCUCAAUAUUAAGUGACUUAGAGGAAAAACCUAUACCCUGAAGAUAGUAGCCCCUUCCCUGUCAAUGCUGCUAGCACUCCAGUCCUGAUGGCAGGCCUCGAGCCCACUGAUUUUGAGGCGUCUUGGCCUAAGGCCUUAUAUAUCUGCAUGACCAGUGCCUGAUCCUCAAGCAGUGUUUCUUAACCUCCAGAGAAGAAUCAUUUCCUCGGUUAUUGUUAUAAAUGUUGUUUCUUGAUUCAUAUGUAAUGUAUCACAGAUUGAUAAUUUUCUAAAAUGAAUUACUGCGAAAUGAAGUGAAUAAAAAAUGACACACAA
This is a messenger RNA of Miniopterus natalensis, 1787 nucleotides long. NCBI's taxonomy places the organism in Eukaryota, Metazoa, Chordata, Mammalia, Chiroptera, Miniopteridae. The record is from RefSeq and is a predicted model, not a curated record.